AUGUCAUUAAUAAUCUAUGUCGCGCACUCGGGCAACAAAGUCGUCGCCGAGCCGGCAAAGGUCAACAGCCUGGAAAGCCUCCGAGCAUGGGUCCACCGCACCGCCCACAUCCCCGUCAAUAAACAGGUCUUCCUGACAAACAAGGGCAAGGCCGUACGCCCGCAGACGCUGCUCACCGAGCCCGAAAUCUACGUCUUUGACUCGUCCUCGUUCUCGCCGACCAACACCAGUCUCUCGCUCAUCCCGGAUCCGUCUCCUCUGAGCCCUGACACUCCGCCCGACUCUAUCGCCAAUCAUGACCAGCUUCCAUCAUGGAACGACUUGUUUCGCCGUCGCCUGGACUGGGCAAGAGCUCUGCGCGAUCAGUACGCCGACUGGGUUGACAGCACACAGCGAUAUCAUCAAGAGCAGGCCAUCAUCGAACAGAGCGUCAACGUCGCCGUCAUGAGCCUGCACCUUCACAUUCGCUCGACCGAGCAGAGAUAUCACAACGAGGAAGAGUGGGUGGACAAACUGCUUAAGCAGCAGGAGGCACAUGUCGACAGCUGGGAAAGAGACCUUGAUAUCCUCCACCACAUUCCCGCCAACCCAGACUUUGCUCGCUACAUCCAGUCCCAGACUGCUGUGUCUUUGCAGCAAUCUGGACAUGACUCUGGUGUCACGUUACAGCAAUUCGUUCAGGUCGACCACGUCAAACAGGCCGCAUCAUCUGCUCAGAACAUCAUGACCAAUUUCGCACAAAGGGUUCACAACAUUCAACAGUCACUAGACACAACCGCGAAAGAUAGCGAGGCUCUCCUUGACGCCGUCCAGACUGUUAGUCUUAGUCGAGUCGACAACACGGACGAGCCAGCAAAGCUCCUCGAAGAGGUCGAUAUCAUCGUAAACAAAAUGUCCAACGACUUGGAACACGUGGGGUCUUUGACAAAUAACGCCCAGAAUGCCGCGAGAGCUUCUAAAAUGGCUCUCCUACAUACUCGGAACUAUCUUCCUAAUCUCGACGGUUUGUGUCUUGAGCUCAACUCACUGGUUCGUCAAACGGUCCAACAACGUAACAAUGCCGCUCAAAACUUUUUACACCACAUGCAGACUCUGUCUAGCAUCGAGUCUCGUCUGGCCCAGGUACACUCAAGUCUGAAGAAUUUGAACAUGUCGCAAAGCGACGAACAAGUCUUUGACACGCUCAACAUCUUGUCUAAGCUCCCAUUCGUCUAUGGCUCUCUCAUGAUUGAGGCUGUGCGUCGUCGUGAGUGGGCUGACAAGAUGAAAUCUGACUCUGCCACUCUCGCCGAAGAAAUGGCUACCUAUCAGGAAGAGGAAGAGCGCCGUCGGACCAAAUGGCUCAAGUCUGUCGAUGAUGUCGUCAAGACUGAAGUCUUUGAAGGGAAGCCUUUGAGCGUCGAAGUGAACCUUCAAGCAGACGAUCUCGAAUGGCCUAUCGUGCAGAGACAGCAUUUGCACGAGUACAUCCAGAUCUUAACCGAACUGGAACUGCCUAAGUCUGUCACGCAAACUCUAUCAACUGCUCUCAAGGAUUUGGACCGUCCUACCAAGAAGCAGAUCAAGCAUGCCAAGACGUUCAAGAAUGGCAGUAUGCACGAAGCUGCUUUUGGAACCACUUCCCUUAUGCUUCGUGGCGAGGACGAGUACAAGGUUCUCAGAGAAGCAAACAUUAAGCUCGAGGAAGAGUUGAAAGGACAGAAGAGUCGAGUUCGGAGACUGGAAGAUAUCCUCCACCGUCAUGCUCACAUGAACCGCGUUACGACGGGCGAUAGUUUCAGGCCCUCGAUCGAACUGGUUUCUGACAUGGUCAGCCCGACGCCGCCAUCACCAAGGCCUUCAGAGGAACUAGUCAGGCAGACUGUCGGCUCUAGACGUCCCUCUUCAAGCCUAGCUGUAGAAGAGGGUAAACUCGCAAAACGCAUAGUAUCGCUCGAAGCCGAACUUCACGCUGCCAAAGAGCAUUCUUCACAUCUUGAAAAGGAUGCCGAGAACAGAAAGCAGAAGGAUGUUGAUGAUCGACGCGAGAUUGAAGAAGCUGUUUCCACGAAAAAGGAUAUAAUGCAGAACAUGGAAGCACAGCAGAGAGAGUUCGCAGAUGAGCGCAGGGUCUUGGAGCAAGACUUGGACCAGGCACGACACAGGAUUGAGGAGCUCGAAGACGAGAUCGACAGGCUGUUGGGUAGUCGCGAUCAGGAAGUUUCUGGUAUUGAUGCUAGAGCCAAAACACUCGAAGCUGAGAUUGCAAAGAUGAAGCAGUCUGCGGAGGAAGCACGGCUGAAGCACCAUACUGAUUUCGAAGAAACUCGGUCUUCGCUGCGGAAACAGCAGGAAGAGAACCAACGCCUGAAGGAGCAACUGCAAGUCCUUAGAAAGAGUCAAGAAGAACAGCAACAGUACGAAUCGGAUAACUUCCGAGUUCUUAAAGAGACUCACAAGCAUUUGUCGCCCACCAGCUCACCUCCAGAGAAGUUCAUGGAUCUGGUCCCUGCCUUAGAGGGUCUUGCACAGAAGUCUGCGGAUCAUGUCAGAGAGUUGAAUGAUGCCAUUGCACUUGCGAGAUCCGAGACCGNNAGUCUCUACGAUCACAGAGUAGCACUCAGAGGACUGAGCUCAAAGCAGUCAAGGCGAAGCAGGCUGUCAACGAGACUGAGCUCAUUCGCUUGCAAGAUGAGAUGGAGGCAGAGAAGGCGCACGCUGAAUCGCUGGCGGCAUGUCUCGAAGACGAACGCGAGCAGUUGCGCAAGCUUCGCUCAAAGUUCGCCGACGGAGAAACAGGUGCGGAUGUGCUUCGCCAGCGUGUCACGGAGGAGGAGGAUAGAGUCAUCCAACUCUCAGAACAGCUCUCUGAUGCACAGACUCAUGCUGCUAGUCUCGACGUUGAGAUCAUGCGAGUACAGAAACAGCUCAACGAUGCAAAAUCUACAGCUGCUUCUGUUGAGGAACAACUCAGGCAGCGCGGCACUCGUGCCAGGGAGAUUGCACAACNGUCUUUAUUCUCAGAACGCACGUCUCUUACGUCUGCUCGAAGCCUUGGGCUUUGUCGUUGCUCAUAAGGAUGGCAACAUGAUCAUCGAGCGGGCCUCCAAGGUCACCGCUAGUACUACCUUCGACCCCACAUCAAGUCUUACUCGUGCGAUAUCGAUGUCUUCACCCCCUCCGACGCGCAAAACGUCUACCGUAUCCGAUGAUUCUUCAUCUCUUGCUUUCCUGCACUGGUCCGAAGCCACCGAUGUGGCUGAAGAAGAAUCGCAAUAUGCCGACUAUCUGAAUCAUAUUUCCUUGUUCAGCACCGACAUCUUCAGCGAAGCUAUCAGCAAACGCCUCCGUGACUUCGAAUACACGGCUCGGAAGUGGCAGAAGGAAGCGCGUGGAUACAAAGAGAAGAAUAUGCGUUUACAAGCCGAGUCUUCAGCCAAGAUCGCGGUUAGAGACUUUAGAGAAGGCGACCUCGCCUUGUUCUUGCCAACUAAAGGCCAGCGAACCGGCGCAUGGGCCGCCUUUAACAUCAACGCACCACACCACUUCUUGCGGGAGCGUGAAGGUAUGGUUCUGAACCGCCGUGAGUGGCUUGUCGCUCGCAUCUCGAAGAUUGAGGAGCGCGUUGUCGACUUGUCGAAACCAGCUGCAUCGUUUGAUGGUCGCAGCAUUGGUUCAACGAGCGUGGACGCUGCUUCUCUAGACGAGAUGAAUGACAACCCUUUCGAUCUGUCUGAUGGAUUAACAUGGUAUCUGGUGCAUGCAUCCGAAGACAAGCCUGGCGCUCCUACCACUCCAGGCCUAGGCAAGAGCACCGUCGCCAGCUCAUCCGUAGACGCUAGAGGCAGUAUACGCAUGAAAAAGCAGAGCGACCUCAGCGAAGCAGCAAAGACACUCAACAAGAGUCUAGACAGCCGACGCAGCAGCUCGAACUCUAAAAAAGGACUUACAGCAGGCUUCUUGGGUGAAUCUGUGAGAAGGGGAGAAAGUGGAAAUGGCGUUGUGGACGAGUCUUUGAGGAGGAAGGCAAGUGAGAGAGGCUUGGGCAUUGACUCCUCGGCCGCCACCGCCGCUACUUCGCCACAGGACUUGUCGUCGUCGCAACAGCAGCAGCAAUCUCAGGUGCGCAAAGAUCUUCUCUGGGGCCCGUGA
Molecule: messenger RNA, 4131 nt
Organism: Aureobasidium uvarum
Lineage: Eukaryota; Fungi; Ascomycota; Dothideomycetes; Dothideales; Saccotheciaceae
Source: the annotation of a GenBank genome assembly